CACAAUGGAUUAAAAAGAUAAUUAAAUCCAAAUACCGUGACUUUUGUCUUUCUCACGCAACCAAACGUUGUCUUGAACCAACCCAUUUUGUAUCCUUUUCCAUAGACUACAGUGGGCAGUGUCUGUUUCUGCUGGCGGUGCUUUCUUUCCGUCUCUGGGCUUCACAACAAUGAAAGGCUUCCAAUCCGAUUUAUCCUCCGCCGUUCGCCUCAACAUUGGAGGCAAGAAAUUUUGCACCACCACCGAUACUCUCACUCAGCGCGAACCCGAUUCAAUGCUUGCCGCUAUGUUCAGUGGCCGCCACACGCUGUGCCAAGAUCCUGACAAGGGGUAUGUGUUUGUUGAUAGGGAUGGUAAACACUUUCGGCACAUUCUCAAUUGGUUAAGGGAUGGUGUGGUGCCUACUCUCGAGGAGUCUCAGUACUCAGAGCUGUUGAGGGAGGCUGAGUACUAUCAGCUACUUGGGCUUAUUGAUGGAAUCCAUUCUGUCCUUAAUAAGAAGAAUGAAGACGAUGAGUUCCAUACAGAGUUGACACGAACAGAUAUCAUCAAGUGUAUACAAUCUGAGAAAGUAAGGUUUCGAGGGGUUAAUCUUUCCGGCCUUGACCUCUCUAAACUGGAUUUAUCUUAUGUUGAUUUCAGCUAUGCUUGUCUUAAAAACGUGUUUUUUUCACGAGCAAACCUUCAAUGUGCAAAGUUUCGAGAUGUUGAUGCCGAGGGCUCCAUCUUUCACAAUGCAACUUUGCGUGAAUGUGAAUUUACUGCGGCAAAUCUUCGUGGUGCUUUAUUGGCUGGUGCAUGCCUUCAGAGUGCAAAUCUACAAGAUGCUUGCUUAGUAGACUCUAGCUUCUGUGGAGCAGAUCUGCGUACUGCACAUCUACAGAAUGCAGAUCUUACCAAUGCCAAUCUAGAGGGAGCCGUCCUAGAAGGAGCUAAUUUGAAGGGUGCAAAACUGAACAAAGCAAACCUGAAGGGUGCAAACCUUCAACGAGCUUAUCUUUGUCGUGUCAAUCUUCGAGAUACAGAAUUGGAAGGUGCGAGGCUCGAUGGUGCAAAUUUGCACGGAGCAAUUAGAUAAUGUUUGUGCUGACAAUGAAAAAAUUGGGAAGUUGCAAUAUGCUUAUAGAAUGUCAAUACCAGAUGAGUGGUGAACUUGAGAAGUUGAACGUCGAAAGCUAUCUUGUGUUUGAGAGUAAUUAUUAGUGCUGCUCGUGAAGUUGCUCAAUUGGGCGUUGAUAUUGUGGUUAUGCCUGCUGAUGAUAUUCUCCAACAUGCUGUUGAUAUUGAGAAAAGCCGUUUAGGCUGUUCUUGCUCAUAUUUUGUAUUCAUUGUGGUUUGUUGCUUUUCUAAUGUAUCCAGCGAUUGAAAAUUGGAAUAUUACUAUUUAUAUUAUAUGAAUCUUCUUGUGUACAGUGCAUGGUUGAUAAAACUUGGUAAUAAUCAAGUGUGAUUAGCAUGUCA
Molecule: messenger RNA, 1461 nt
Organism: Glycine soja
Lineage: Eukaryota; Viridiplantae; Streptophyta; Magnoliopsida; Fabales; Fabaceae
Product: FH protein interacting protein FIP2
Exons: 11
Coding region: 170-1078 (302 amino acids)
Biological process (GO): protein homooligomerization
Molecular function (GO): protein binding
Source: RefSeq, a predicted model, not a curated record